GUCCAGCGAUGGUGUUAUUAUGGCUUCGAUCGUGCAAUUACAACGUUCAACACUGAUCUCAAGCGUGGCGGCGGUGCCUUUGUCUAGGUUUGUGCUCUCCCUCAUGUCGUCCAAAACGGCAAUAGUGGACUAGCUUAACAGACCCUGUCGAUUGGUUCGAGCACUGUGAUUUGGAGUCUGCUUUUCAAACGCGUGUCCGCGUCAAGCGCUGCCAUGCCCGUUUCUGGCUCGUGGUGAGUACCAGGCCAGCGGUCAUCAUGGUACAUCCACUCGAUGCAGGCCUUGUAUGCCACAGUUGUUCUUGCCCUUGACAGCGGGGAAUGCUCACGCUGUACAGUCUGUGUAUGUACCUCGUUGAUCCCACUGUUAUAUUGUUGUCGUCGCAUCAUCAGCGUGCGUCCCUCCUCCCACCCAGCCCAGGGUGAGAGUGACCGAAUCGGUAAGAGUUUGGCUCUUGAUGUCCGACUACUAGGUCUGCAAGGCCGGUGGCAAUAUGGAGAAAGAAUCUAGCAUUGUCGAGAACCACCCGCUCGGGGCAAGAUGCCAGGCUCAUGUGCUACUGGGUUUGGUCCAAGCAUAGCGCGGAAGCACCCAAUAUAAGCUUGAAUUGCGCCACCAUGUAUGGCCGUGCUUCUCCUGCAGGUCGUCCCGAGAUCCAGAACCCCAGAGUCUAGGGCGGACGAGCCUCCGGACGAGCCUCGGAAGCGUACCACUGUGAAUGUGGUCCUCUCACUCCAGCGAUGGUGCAAGAGUCGCUGCAUGUCACGCCUGUCUGGAUGAUCGCAGACUAAAGCAAUCUUGUCCACACAGUUGGUCGAGAAAGACCCUGGCAAGAUCCGAUCCACGUGGAAGAGCUUUCCAACAUGUCGGGACCCCGAGUCAAGGUUUGCCACGAAAUGCUUUUAAAGAAAAGCGCAGACCCUGCCUCAACCCUUGGGCGAGCCGUUGUUGUACCGCCACGAAACAAAACAUCCUAGACCUUACCCCCGAACUGGGCCGAACAACAUGUUGGGCUCAAGCGACUCCGACUCCUUCUCCUCGUCCCUGGAACGCCGUCAUGGAGCACCAGCUUAUGUCGGCGGCCAGGAGAAGAACCUGAGCUCGUUCGAGGCCACAGAUGUGCCCUCCGAUGAGAAUGGCCCGAAGCGGGAUAUCUCUGGAGAUAUCUUGGACGACGGUCUGAGACGAGGUUUGAAGGGACGGCAUUUUGUCAUCAUUGCCCUCGGCAGCAUCAUUGGACCCGGCACCUUCUACGGCCUGGGCUAUGCGAUCUAUCUGUCUGGUCCACUUGGUGCACUGCUUGGCUUCAUCAUUGUUGGUAUUUCGGUAUGGAUACUCAUGCAGAGCGUCGGCGAGAUGACUACCUUAUUCCCCAUCCACGGCGGAUUUGUCGAGCAUGCUGGCCGCUUCGUUGAUCCUGCUUUGAGCUUCGCCAUGUCCUGGUUGUACUACAUUAUGUGGAGUGUGUUCCUGGCCUCAGACUGGAAUUCCGCCAUCCUGAUUCUCCGUUACUGGGUCCCCGAAACGACCUUCCCGUCAUACGGCUGGGCAUUGAUCUUCUGGGCCGUGUUUUCCGUCAUCACGCUUCUCGGAGUCAACGUCUACGGCGAGCUGGAAUACUUCUUUGGCAUGUUCAAGUUCUUGUCCUUGAUCAUUCUUUUUAUCUUGUCCAUCGUCGCCAACGUGGGAGGGUUCGGCGGCGACUACGUCGGGUUCAGAUAUUGGAGAAAACCAGAUGGUCCCAUCAUCCAUGGCAUCGACGGCUUUGGCCAGGUCUUCGUGCUCGCCGCGGCGUACUACGUUGGCACGGAAAUCAUCUCUCUAGCUGCCGGGGAGUCGAGAAAUCCCAAAAAGGAUGUCCCUAGGGCCAUCAACUCCGUGGUAUAUCGUAUCCUGGUCGUGUAUAUCGGCAUGCCAUUCUUUCAGGGCCUGAUCUGUCCAUCGUCAUCACCGGAGCUUCUCAACGCCGAUUCGGUGGUGGCCUCAUCUCCCUUCACCAUUGGUUUCACCCAGGCCGGAUGGAAAACCGCAGGUCAUUUCGUCAAUGCGCUGAUCACGGUGGCGUUUGUCUCGGCCGCCAAUGGUGUGGUUUACGUCCAGUCUCGCACCGUCUACUCGCUAGCCUUGACGAAUCGAGCACCCAAGAUUUUUGCAAAGACAACAUCACGCGGAGUUCCCUGGGUCGCGAUCCUCACAUCCAACCUCUGGGGUUUCCUCUGCCUCAUGAACCGCAGAUUGACCGCGGGCCAAGUGUUUUCGUACAUGACCAGCGUGGGCGGGACGGCGGCCUACAUCGCCUGGGCGGGCAUCACGUUCACACAGCUCCGGAUCCGGGCGGCCGCGGCAAAGCAAAACAUCGAUGUCAACACGUUUCCUUACAAGGCCUUUGGCAGCAUCUGGCUGUACCGCGCCAACUUUGUCUUCAACAUCUUCUUGCUCCUCAUCCAGGGCUAUACUGUCUUCAAGCAUCCGUUCAACUGGCGCUCGUUUAUUGCGUGCUACAUCACCGUCCCGACGUUUUUCGUCUUGUUCUUCGGAUACAAGUACUACUUCAAGACGCAUUGGGUCCGUCUUGACGAAAUGGAUCUCUCGGAUCGGAGAGAAUGGGUCGCCCCGGCUAGGGAGGGUAAGCUGGAUAAUCGGACUCUGAAAAGGAAGUUGUGGGAUAUGUUCAAGGAUUGAGAUUGAGAGUCAGAGGGAGAAGAUACUUGUAGCUUGCCAGGCCCAGGUCAAGCUAAACCACUAGUCUACCUGCGGACAGCACUCCUUAGACCCUAUAGCAUACCAUGAUUCAUUCAUGUCACGAACGUGGGUGCAGCCUCGUGUAAGUACCAGCUUGAUAAGUGGAUGGCUCCUAGAACAGCAUCUUUGCUUGUCUUAUC
Molecule: messenger RNA, 2882 nt
Organism: Exophiala dermatitidis NIH/UT8656
Lineage: Eukaryota; Fungi; Ascomycota; Eurotiomycetes; Chaetothyriales; Herpotrichiellaceae
Product: AAT family amino acid transporter
Exons: 8
Coding region: 1006-2682 (558 amino acids)
Biological process (GO): amino acid transmembrane transport
Cellular component (GO): membrane
Molecular function (GO): amino acid transmembrane transporter activity
Source: RefSeq, a predicted model, not a curated record